AUGAAUUCUCAGAGUGAAUCAAUCGCCAACCUAACCAAGGUUUCUUUGACCAUUGCCAAACAUUUGUUCUCCAAACAAGAAUACAAAGAAACCAAUGUUGUGUUUUCGCCAUUAUCACUCCACAUUGUGUUGAGCAUCAUCGCUGCUGGCUCUGAAGGUCCGACACAACAACAACUUCUCUCAUUCCUCCAAUCCAAGUCCACUGAAAAUCUAAACUACUUUGCCUCUCAGCUUGUUUCCUCUGUGCUCUCUAGUGCUGCUCCCGCUGGCGGACCUCACUUGGCUUUCGUCAAUGGUAUGUGGGUUGAACAAUCACUUUCUCUUCAACCUUCCUUCCGAAAAAUUGUAGCUACUGAUUUCAAAGCCAAUAUUGCUUCAGUUGAUUUCGUUAACGAGGCUCUCGAAGCGACAGAAGAAGCAAAUUUAUGGGCUGAAAAAGAGACAAAUGGUCAUAUCAAAAAUCUACUUCCACCUGAGUCAUUUAAUAGUUUAACCAACCUUAUAUUUGCAAAUGCACUAUACUUUAAAGGAGUGUGGGAAGAGGAAUUUGAUACAUCUGAUACAAGAGACUACGAUUUUCACAUUCUUAAUGGUAGCCCGGUCAAGGUUCCUUUCAUGACCAGCUAUGUGAUGCAGUAUAUCAGUGUUCUUGAUGGUUUUAAAGUCCUUCGUCUUCCUUAUACGCAAGGUGAAGACAAACAUCGAUUCUCAAUUUACUUUUUUCUUCCUGAUGCAAAAGAUGGAUUGUUAGCUUUGAUUAAGAAGGUUGCUUCCGAAUCUAAGUUUUUGGAACAAAAGCUUCCUCGUGAAUUAGUGGAAGUUGGUGACUUCAGGAUUCCGAAAUUCAAGAUUUCUUUUGGGCUUGAAUGUUCUGAUAUGCUGAAAGAGCUAGGCGUGGUUUUACCUUUCUCUGAAGGAGCUUUGACAAAAAUGGUGGACUCUCGAAUUGCUCAAAACCUUUAUGUGUCCAACAUAUUUCACAAGUCUUUUAUUGAAGUAAACGAAGAAGGUACCGAAGCCUAUGGGGAAAGCUAUAUGGGGUUGAGUUUGUGUGAUUCUCCUCGUGACCAUACUCCGCCACCGAUAAACUUCGUAGCUGAUCACCCUUUCUUGUUUUUGAUCAGAGAAGAUUUGUCCGGAACCAUACUCUUUAUUGGGCAAGUGCUCAAUCCUCUUGACAAGUGA
Messenger RNA from Medicago truncatula (barrel medic), 1185 nucleotides. RefSeq names its product serpin-ZX. Gene Ontology annotation, molecular function: serine-type endopeptidase inhibitor activity. The coding region runs from base 1 to 1185 and encodes 394 amino acids. The transcript is spliced from 2 exons. Lineage: Eukaryota; Viridiplantae; Streptophyta; Magnoliopsida; Fabales; Fabaceae. The record is from RefSeq and is a predicted model, not a curated record.